Messenger RNA from Daktulosphaira vitifoliae (grape phylloxera), 2989 nucleotides. Its product is annotated as sodium/potassium/calcium exchanger 4-like. The transcript is spliced from 7 exons. Lineage: Eukaryota; Metazoa; Arthropoda; Insecta; Hemiptera; Phylloxeridae. The coding region runs from base 328 to 1827 and encodes 499 amino acids. Gene Ontology annotation, cellular component: membrane. The record is from RefSeq and is a predicted model, not a curated record. Gene Ontology annotation, biological process: intracellular calcium ion homeostasis; calcium ion transmembrane transport. Gene Ontology annotation, molecular function: calcium channel activity; calcium, potassium:sodium antiporter activity.
GCGUCCAUGACAGUGUAACGUUCACAUUCGAGUUAUCGCACUACGUUAGGAACCCUACAUCGCUGAUUUUCUUCGUCGUAUCAUUUUUGCAUCAAAUAGAUAUCGUUAACUAUUCCACUUUCUCAAUAAGUUAGUUUUGUUAAAUAGUAAAAAAUAUGCAUUGGUGGGGUUGGGAAAUCAUAAGUUUUGAAAUUGAAUUUUGCAAAUUUAUCUAAAAGAACGAUACGAAUCAUUAUCAAUCAAAUCUCUACUUGCCAGUCAAUUCUAUAGCGUACGGUCGAGUCUGGAGGCAAAAUCGUGAUCGGCAGUCGUUGCUAUCGUGUGAUUAUGUUCAAACUGGUGUUGGGUUUAUUGUGCGUACACGCUGCUUUCGCGUUACAAUCGUUUUCAAACAAUGAUUCUAGCAAUGGUACGAUUUUCACAUUUACUACCCUCGAAAACAAAGAAAACAAUUUAAGUAAUUUCAAAAAUAUCAGCUGUAAAAAUGUUACUCGUUCAAUUGAUGAUUUCCCACCAGAUUAUUUCACCGAAGAACAAAGGCUUCAUGGUGCUAUCAUUUUGCACGUUUUGGUGGCUUUUUAUGGAUUUGUUUUUAUAGCGAUCGUUUGCAAUGAUUAUUUUUUGCCAUCAGUAUUCUGUAUAUGUUUAGAUUUGGGCAUUUCACCAGAUGUGGCUGGAGCAACAUUUAUGGCGACAGCUACUUGUGCUCCAGAACUUUUUAUCAGUGUUAUCGGUACAUUUCUAACAGAAUCCGACUUAGGAGUCGGUACUGUUGUUGGGAGUGCAGUCUAUAAUACACUAGGAGUAUCGGCUUGUGCUGGUUUAGCGGCUAAGAAAGCAAUCGAUUUAGAAAAAUGGCCGUUGAUCAGAGAUAGUGGUGUAUACAUUUUAUCUGUUAUGGUAUUGGCUUCUGUCGUAAUGGAUGGUGUUGUCAUGUGGUAUGAAGCUUUUUUGAUGCUUAUUAUGUACUUCUUGUAUUUCCUAUUAAUGUUUACUCAAGGAAAGCUCAAGGCAGCCGCUAAGAAAUUAAAAAACAAGAAUUCAUUUCGAUCUUCCAAAAGUACAACGAAACCUCCAGGAUUCGAUAUUGGAUUUGGAAUUUAUCGUUCGUUUUAUUUUACUGAAUAUGUACCCCCUACAAAGCCAAUUCAACCACCAGUCACUACCAAAGACUUUAAUUUACCAGUUGAAGAAGAAGUUUCUCCUGUAUGGAAAGUACCAAAAGGCAACCUUCUAACAACUGCGUGGUGGGCGUUUUCGCUUCCGGUUACAUUCUCGUUAGCCAUGACGAUACCAGAUUGUCGAACUAAAAGAAAAGUAUAUCCUUUGACAUUUAUAAUGUGCAUUAUUUGGAUAGGUAUUAGUUCUUAUUUUGUGUCUUGGAUGUUAACAAUAUGCGGGGAUACUUUUCAUAUUAGUGAUAUCGUGAUGGGUAUAGCAGUUUUGGCGGCAGGUGGAAGUAUACCCGAAGCAGUUUCUAGUGUCAUAAAUGCGUUAAAUGGUGUAGGAUCAAUGAGUAUAAGCAACGCUCUUGGAGGGAACACUUUAGAUAUUUUACUGUGUCUCGGUUUGCCAUGGUUUAUUAAAUCUUUAUUGCCAGCAUCUAUGAAUGGAGGACCAGUUAUAAUGGAAUCUAGCGAUUUGUUUUUCAAUUGUAUAUGCAUGAUUGGUAGCGUGUUCGUAUUAAAUUUGGCAGCUGCAGCUAACGGUUUCAAAAUGUAUAAAAUAUUCGGAAUUAUAUGUCUAGUCGGCCACGUGGUUAUCAUUACAACAUUUAUAAUAGUUGGUUUAAAUUUUGUUAAAAUACCAAUAGAAGGUCAAUGCUGAUAUUGAUUAAACAAUAUUAAUAAAGCAGUGACUAAGAUUAUUGGUGUUUAAGGAAGUCGAAUUAACGUAAAAUUUAAUGGUUAUAAUAACACUUGUAGUAAGAAAGUACUUAUUUAGCGCAGGAUCGUGCUAUUUUACAAUUCAAGUGCAUUACCAUUAUUUAAUCAAAACAAAACUUUUGUUUAUGUCAUAUUGGAAUUCACGUGACUUGGGAAUAAAACGUAAUAACCAAUCCCAAAUAAUGUAUAUAUUUGUUCAUAAUACAAAUUUCAUUUAAUAUAUAAGUACAAAUGAACGUGCCAAAAUUAAAUUUACUUUAGAAGUUAAAAAAUACUAAUAUAAAUCUAUGAAAAUAAAUAGUCCGAAUGAUAAAUGAUGUUACAGAAAUUAAUAUGGUAAAAGAAAACUUCAUGGUAUCACUUAACACUUCUAUAGUAAUUGUUUUUAAUUAUACAAGAUGGAUUUCUAUUAAAUGAAAAGACAAAAUUUGAUACAAUCUAGUGUUUCAACAUAUAUGUGUUAUAACUAUUAUGCUUUAUCACUUAUUAGAUGUAGCAGAAGCAUAUUCAGCGAACGAGGCAUUGAACAAUGUAAAUCAAAAUAAGAUAUUGCAAUUUUUUAUGAAUUAAUUAAAUUAACAUAAUAAGAAGAAGAACAACCAUGAGGUAGGGUUAAGUUGGAUUGUAAUUGACUUCACUUUGAAAUAAGUAGUGAUUUUUAAACUUUGUAGUAGUAAAAGUCUUUUUAGCAAUAUAAAUGAUUGAUUGUCAAAUUUUGAAACGUAGCAGAGGAUAUUAAUUUGAAAAGAAAAAAGAUCACAUUAAAUUUUCUUGAAUAAUCUUUAUCUCUAAAUGAGAGACCAAGUAACCACCUGAUGAUUUUUAAGAGCUAAUAAGAAUUUAUCAUUUAUAAAAAUUGAACUAAGUUAAUAAUUAUCAUUAUAAUAGCACUAUCACAGAUAUUUAGUCCAACCAUGAUUAAAUUCAAUCAUUUUCCCUUUGAAAAAAUGCUUUACUAUAGAUGAUUAUUAUAUAAUCUUACGAUAGUAAAUUCAGUUUUUGUUUUCCCUUAAACGAUUUUUAACAAUUAAGCAUAGGCAUAGGGUUCAGAAAAGUUUGAGAGGACUAAGUCUUAUGAAUUUCCAUUAUCUUUAAAAAUUUCA